Molecule: messenger RNA, 285 nt
Organism: Paramecium tetraurelia
Lineage: Eukaryota; Ciliophora; Oligohymenophorea; Peniculida; Parameciidae
Exons: 4
Source: RefSeq, a predicted model, not a curated record
AUGUCUAAUCCAAUUAUUGAAGAUUCAGGAACAGGAUAUCUAAAAAUAGGAUUUGCAGGUGAUAAUUUUCCAUCUCAUUCCUUUCCAGCUAUGGUAGGAAGGCCAACACUUAGAGCAGAUGAGUAAUUGGAUGAUGCCAACUUGAAAGAUAUUAUGAUAGGAGAUGAAGCUUAGCCAUAUAGAGGAUUAUUAGAAUUGACUCACCCCUUAGAAAGAAGGAGUUGUGAAAAAUUGGGAGGAUAUGGAAUUAAUUUGGGAUUAUGGUUAUAAGAAAUUAGGCAUUGA